AUGCAAACCUUGAUCCAUUUAUUGAAACGCAACAUUGGCACAGGCCCCCCGGGGCUUCCGCUGCCCAUCAAAAAUGUUGGCUUCUUGGUGGGUCCUAUCAGCCUGCUGGCCACUGGGGUCCCCACUGUGCCCUGCAGGGUCAUCCUGCUGAACUGUGCUCGUCACCUCAGUCAGAGAUCAGAGUGGCCGCUCAUCAGGAGAUCAGUGACCUCCUGGGAGUCAUUCAACAAACAGGGGAUUCCAGAUCCCAGCAGCCUACCUUUGAUGGCAAGCUGGGAGACUUUCUUGCUCUUCUUCGGUACAGCCGUCUUCACGUCUGAAGGUGUCAGUAUGGUUCUGCCUCUCAAACACCAGGUGAAGCCUCCACAGCAGUUUUCUUUGGUUCUGUACGUGGGGAUGUCCCUUGUCAUCAUCCUCUAGUUCUGUGUGGGGACACUCGGGUACAUGAAGUUUGGGUCGAACACCCAGGCCAGCACCAUGCUCAACUUGCCCAAUUGCUGGCUGUACCAGUCGGUCAAGUUGAUAUACUCUAUUGGCAUCUUCUUCACCUACGCCCUCCAGUUCCACAUCCCAGCUGCAAUCAUCAUCCGUUGCGUCAUCCCCCAGGUGUCAGAGAGCUGGGCACUGUUUGCAGACUGGUCUGCCCUCAACCUUUGUCUGACCUGCGUCUCGGCCAUCCUCAUCCCCCGCCUGCACCUGGUCCUUUCCCUGCUUGGCUCCGUGAGCGGCAGUGCCCUGGCCCUCAUCAUCCCGCCCCUCCUGGAGCUCACCACCUUUCACCCUGAAGACAUGAGCUGUGUCACCAUUGCAAAGGACAUCACGAUCAGCAUCCUGGGCCUUUCGGGGUGUGUAUUUGGAGCAUACCAAGACCUCUAUGAGUUGGUCCAACCCAUCAGCCAUUCCCUAGCCGACUUCACAGGUAUGUAGGCAUAAUUAUCUAUUUUUAUUCUAAUAGUUCUCCCUUCCU
This is a messenger RNA of Rhinolophus ferrumequinum (greater horseshoe bat), 967 nucleotides long. Its product is annotated as proton-coupled amino acid transporter 3-like. Gene Ontology annotation, cellular component: vacuolar membrane. Lineage: Eukaryota; Metazoa; Chordata; Mammalia; Chiroptera; Rhinolophidae. Gene Ontology annotation, biological process: proton transmembrane transport; L-alanine transport; glycine transport. Gene Ontology annotation, molecular function: amino acid:proton symporter activity; L-alanine transmembrane transporter activity; glycine transmembrane transporter activity. The record is from RefSeq and is a predicted model, not a curated record.